Messenger RNA from Octopus sinensis (East Asian common octopus), 1980 nucleotides. Its product is annotated as homeobox protein Hox-D11-like. The record is from RefSeq and is a predicted model, not a curated record. The transcript is spliced from 5 exons. NCBI's taxonomy places the organism in Eukaryota, Metazoa, Mollusca, Cephalopoda, Octopoda, Octopodidae. Gene Ontology annotation, molecular function: RNA polymerase II cis-regulatory region sequence-specific DNA binding; DNA-binding transcription factor activity, RNA polymerase II-specific. Gene Ontology annotation, biological process: cell differentiation; regulation of transcription by RNA polymerase II. The coding region runs from base 1077 to 1931 and encodes 284 amino acids.
AAUGUCUUAUGUAAAUGGUCAAAUUGAUGAGGCUGAAAAUGAGACGAAACAACACCGAGUGUGAUAGCGCCGGCAGGGACAACGGCAAAAGAACACAAACAACAACAACAACAACAUGCUAUAACAACAAGUUGCGGAGUGAAGCUAACAAGCGAAACACAGAGCUGUCUCUGGAAGCUGCUAGAAACGGAAAGAACCAUUCUAUAUAACGAAAGCAAAAUGUCAGACACAGGAGCGUUGAUAUCAAAUAUAACUUGGAACAAUAUCGAUACCGACCAGAAUUAUCAGGUGUGCGAUGCUGAUUCUACGUUGGAAAUAUCGACAGAAAAUUCUUUAGUUCAAGAUCAGAAUCAAAGACAACCAACGGAGAGAUUGAACAUGCUGCCUGCUUCAAACGGAUUUCCUGACUGGAAAGAAGACUUCAACAUCCAUCGGCAUUCUACGCAAGCUACCACUUCAUCUUUCUUACCACUGGAUGACCAGUAUCCAAACUACCCGGUUAUGUUCACACGGUCACAACCAUUCCCCCGUGAAUUGCAGUAUGACAGCACUCGUCCAUCGGAUGACAAACAAAAGGAAGAUAAGGCAACUUCUUUUUCUCGUGUUACAUCAAAUGUAUCUCCUGAACUUCGAUUGCAACCCGCCACGACAAAAGAACCCCGUAAUUAUGAAGAGAUUUUUCGUCGUUCGUACUGUUAUCGCACAGCUAUGAUAAACUCAACGGCUUCAACUAUUCCGUCUAAUUUCCAGCGCAAUAUUUUUGACUGUUAUUCGAAUGGAAAGACUCUCAGCGAUGCUGUUUUCUCAGGAAAUACUACCUGUGAAGAUUUCGAACCAAAUUUUUGCACCGCUUCUUUCGAUUCUGAGAAAAAUCUCCCUGGACAUGAAACUUCCGUUAUGGAUUACAGCAACGAAAAUGAGAAAGUUUAUAGUUUUCCAAGAUUCCUCAAAACCCAUAGAAAUACGAACCCUACAGGGAUUGUCAGUUAAAAUUUUUAAAUUUUGAUACCCAAACGCAGAGUUGCAAGUCUGGACAUUUUUUAAACACUAACUCUCUUCCGGAUUGCAGCCGUUUUAUGCAAAUGGAAAAUGAACCAAACGUGACCGUUUUUAGAAAUAUCUCUCAAAGACCAUUCAAUUCACAUAUGCCCAUAUCAAUUAGGAGUGGGCCCCCGGAUUGUACUCGAACACGGCAACCUAUCAUCAGAAUGGAACCAGAAUAUUCCAUAAAUGCAGAUGAAGAAUACGAAAUGGAUGGACGUACCUGUGUGAAUGUAAAUAUUGAUAAGUUACAUACGGGUGGGUUGGACAAGACGACACCGUUGUGCAGUAAUCCAGUCCCGUCAAACACCCCGCCGUCAUUAUCUUCAACAGCUGCAGCAGGAACAACACCAUCCCCUCCAUUAACGACGGCCUCUGCUUCGUCCUCGGAUUCCAAGGAGAUACCACAAAGAGAUCAAGCGAAACCGUUUCGGCAACCGUAUUUACCCUUUCAACUGGAAUUACUGGAAGCCUCUUACAAUAGGGAACGGUUUUGUUCAGGCGAAACCCGGAAAAAACUGGUCAAACGAACUGGCCUUAGUGACAAACAGAUUCGUAUUUGGUUUCAAAAUCGACGAGCAAAAUCGAAGAAAAAAGGAAACACAUUUCGACACAACUUGCCAAUUCGGAAUUGUAAAACGCUUCCUGAUUGGCUGUCAUCUAAAACAGGCGAUCACAAUGAAGACAAAGUUGAUGAUGAUGACGACGACGACAACGACGAUGAUGAUGAUGAUGAUGAUGAUGAUGAUGGUCUUAGUAGUUCGUUGGUUCCUGUUUCUUUCAAAUGUGUACAGGUUUAUCGUCCCUGGUUUCCGUUCGGGAUUGACCCGAAGCAAUUCUGCCCAGUACAUCGACAGGAAACAGCUUCCGGAAGAUCCUCUCAUUCUUGAUAUCUCUCUCUUUCUCUCUCACUGUGUCUCUGUCUGUCUGUCUGUCUGU